This is a messenger RNA of Pelobates cultripes (western spadefoot toad), 303 nucleotides long. The record is from the annotation of a GenBank genome assembly. Lineage: Eukaryota; Metazoa; Chordata; Amphibia; Anura; Pelobatidae.
AUGCCAGCGAAACGGCGGCCGUUCGGGAAAACAGCCGCAUGCCAGAAAUUCAUGAAAACACAGAACCAUGCGAACCCAGCGAGCGACAGGAAACAAGGGGAAAGAAAAGCACUCGAAAUGGAGGUAAGAGAACUCACAGCAAGAGGAGAUUUUGACUGGAUAGACAGCCGACCAGAGCAGACCCCAGAAAUGACCGUGGACGGAUCGAAAACGGCGGGGGAAAACGCCAGGCCAGGUAAGGAGAACCACGAGGGAAGCAGAGGACGACCGGAAAUAGCGACAUGCGAGUCGCUAAAAACGUAA